Linum trigynum is the source of this 2086-nucleotide messenger RNA. Lineage: Eukaryota; Viridiplantae; Streptophyta; Magnoliopsida; Malpighiales; Linaceae. The record is from the annotation of a GenBank genome assembly.
CAGAAAUGGGCAAGUAACUACCAAUAAGAUCCAGCUCCUGUACUUGACUCAUUGGCAGGGCAAAGUAAAAACUUGAGGGAGGAUUCAGUGUAUACCAAGAGGGCAAGAGGCUGGUAUCUGCCUGCAUUAUUGCUUCAUGAUUAAAAACCCAAAGCUUCCUUCGACAACGACCCUUAUUAUGAGUUCUCUCUUCCUCCUGUCACAGUUCAUCUGACCCAACAGUCUGGUAAUAUCUAGAUUUCAACACCUGCAGACAAAAAGCAGAAUAGCAUCAACACAGAGAGCAAACAAAACCUCGAGAUUUCCCAUCUCAACAUCACCACGGGGGGGCUCUCUUUGUCUGGUUCCAAUAAUUUGAUUCGAGUCAACACUGCCAAUACCCCGACUCACGUGAACAACAGUACUCAGUUACCCAUCUCCAGUACUUUUGCUUAUUAUAGCUCCCUCUCGCUCUCUGUCUAACCCAGCUUUGGCUUCUGUAGUUGACAACAAAUCUUUCCAUGGAGAUCAAGAGCUCAACUCGCCCUCCAGUUUCCAACUCAUAUGGAUCAGCUGCUGCGAGUUUUGAAGACCUCCUCAUGCAGCAGAAACUACUCUUCUCUGCCAAUCUCCAGGAGUUGAAGAGUCUAAGGAAACAGUUGUACACGGCAGCUGCACAGUUCGAACAGUCAUACAGUAAUGAAGUCCAGAAAGAGAUACUGACGGAUACCUGCAAAGACUACACCAUAAAAGCCCUGAUCAAUACGAUCGACCACUUGGGUUCCGUGGCAUACAAGGUGAACAGUUUCCUCGACCAGACAGCGAAUGAAGUUGCUGCAGUGGAGCUCCGGUUCUAUUCCCUGGAGCAGAGAGCAAAGACAUGGCAACAUUACAUAAACCGAGGCGGGAUAUAUCAGCAUUCUCUGGCUUUCAAAGCUCCCAAGCACCACAAACAGUACAUAAUUCCAGAGGACGCGAAGGAGGCUGCAGAAUGGGAAGGAGAGAGCGUGACCACGGAGGAAAAUGAAGCUCAUUGUAGUAGAAGUAGCUCCAGUCUUGAAUUGAACUUCCAUCGUCUCACCAAUGCUGUUCGAAAGAAAAUCAAUGGCAACAGCCCUUCCACCUUUCUGAGAGAAGGGAAUUCUCAGUUCAAGUACUCAGAGGGAUCUGCACGACAACCAAAGUUAGCAUUUUUGUGGAGUUCGACUAGUACCAUUGAUAGUAAUAAAAAGAGAGCAGACUCUCCACAGCAGCACCCGCUUCUCCGAUCUAGAUCUCUAUAUCUCAAGAGAUCAAUUUCUCCGAACUAUGCCAAUGGGAAGCAAAGGAAUCCAUCAGCUCCUCGGAGAUUGGUUUCAUGGCCAGAACAAAGAGGAAUAGAUGGCGGGAAGAAUGAGAAUGAGCAGCAGUCCAGCAAAAGCAAACGCCUGUUCAGGGCCAUGGUGAGCUUGCGGGGAACCAGGAAAGAUAAUGAUUCCAUCCACAAGCAAUUGGACGAGAUCUGAAAACAACAAGUUCGAAGGAAGACUUUGGAAAUUGGAAGACACAAUUAAUAUGGUUUUAUCUAUCUUUUCUAAUGCUUCAGCUUCUAGUCUCAAUUUUAGCCAUUAUGGGUGUGGCCGUGCCUUCAAAUUUCUGCCACAAGUAUGUAAAUGGACUUUACAACUUAAAUUUUAAGAAGAAAGAGACCCAAAGUUUAAUUCUCAAAACCCAAGAUCAAAACUAGGCAACUCCUCAAUGCUUCUCUUACGCUGCACAGAACUACUGUUCCGCCAUCACUCCUUGGGCCAUUGCUGGUAAAGGCUGUUGCAGAACUUGUAGUGUAUGAACCCAAACCUGCACCCCUAAAUUUGGUGCUUGUUUCGAGAUUGUCUAGACUAUGCUGUUAACAUCAGUUGGGGAUAAAAAUUUCUAUUUCAAUCUAAGCUGAAGAGACAGCAACUAAAAACCGUUCAGGCGCUAAGUUCCAAACCUCAGCUUCAGUGCCAACAGGGAUCCAACUAAAUCUACUGGUAUUUUCUGCAACCCGAAGCAUGAAGCUUUAGAUAUCAUCUCAAACUAAGGCAUCUUUUAAGGCAAGUGAAUGUACUAAAGGUACAAGGACUGU